This is a messenger RNA of Drosophila miranda, 734 nucleotides long. RefSeq lists its product as uncharacterized. The coding region runs from base 105 to 554 and encodes 149 amino acids. The transcript has a single exon. The record is from RefSeq and is a predicted model, not a curated record. NCBI's taxonomy places the organism in Eukaryota, Metazoa, Arthropoda, Insecta, Diptera, Drosophilidae.
CUCAAAUCAAAAAACAGAGAGAAAGAUAUCAUCGAAAGGGAGUAAACAGGAAAUUAUUAAACUGUCAAUCGAUACUCGAGACUGUCACGGAUUUUACAAUCGAAAUGUUCAAAUCGAAUAAAUUGCGAGACGAGGAGAGCGGCCUCGAUUCCGGCCUGGAUGUCUGCAAGCAGUUGCGGGACAACCUCGAGGACUGCCUGAAUAUCGUCGAACGUCUGAAUCAGAGAUACAAUGGGGCUCCGGUUGAGGGUCCCCCAUCCGUGAGCUCCUCUCAAAGUAGUGGCGAUUUCUUGUUGCAGCCGCAGCAGGAGCCGGACCCGGACCCGGAGUCGGAGACGGAGCCGGAGCCGGAGCUGGAGGUGAAAGCCGGUGUCAGGACCGGCCAAGAGGUCUACAGCUCCUACGUGGACAUGUACACGAAAUACAUGAAGCUCAAGCGCGAACUGAAUGCCACAGUGUCGCACGCCAAGCAGAUCAACGAAUUGGCCAAUGGUCGACGCAAUAACGACUAUAACAUUCCAGAGGAGCGAUCACCCCCUGCCCGCAGAAUGUGAAGAAGAAGAAGAAGAAGUCUGGGGGAACAAUGGGGGCCAUAAUUCCAUUACAUUUUAUUACAUUCCAUACAAGUUUUGGGUGUCGGUGUGUGGGCUGUUCUUGACACUUAACAGAUUUUAUUCAAUUAAAUUUCAUUAAUUACAAAACUGGGGGUAAAAAUCUUUAGAAAAAUUCUAAAA